Pristis pectinata (smalltooth sawfish) is the source of this 3098-nucleotide messenger RNA. It is a transcript of the gene trappc6b, whose product is annotated as trafficking protein particle complex subunit 6B. The coding region runs from base 170 to 661 and encodes 163 amino acids. Gene Ontology annotation, cellular component: trans-Golgi network; cis-Golgi network; TRAPP complex. The record is from RefSeq and is a predicted model, not a curated record. NCBI's taxonomy places the organism in Eukaryota, Metazoa, Chordata, Chondrichthyes, Rhinopristiformes, Pristidae. The transcript is spliced from 6 exons. Gene Ontology annotation, biological process: endoplasmic reticulum to Golgi vesicle-mediated transport; regulation of GTPase activity.
CGGUGACCGGUGCCGGAAGUGGCGCUGCGUUGGGAUGGUAACCCACCGGGCGGGGGCCGUGAGAGCUGUCAGUCGGUGCUGGCGGCUCGGUGUGUGGGCUCAGUCCGUCCGUCUGCUGCGGCCUCCGGCCGGUGAGCCCUGGGCUUGGUUGGUCCUCGCCGUCUGAAGGAUGAACAAGCAGGAGAUGGCGGACGAGGCUCUCUUCCAGCUGCUUCACACCGAGAUGGUUUCCUACGUUUACAAGUGGGCGGAGCAGGGAGAGAUGGAAAGUGGGAGAUGCGUCACCAAGCUGGAAAACAUGGGAUUCCGAGUAGGUCAAGGACUAAUAGAAAGAUUUACUAAAGAUACUGCACGAUUCAAGGAUGAAUUGGAUGUUAUGAAGUUCAUUUGUAAAGACUUCUGGACGAGUGUAUUUAAAAAACAGAUCGACAAUCUUCGGACCAACCACCAGGGUAUUUAUGUGCUUCAAGACAACAAGUUCCGCCUCUUGACUCAGCUCUCUGCAGGGAAGCAAUAUCUGGAGCAUGCACCCAAGUAUUUGGCAUUUACAUGUGGGUUGGUUCGAGGUGCCUUAUCGAACUUGGGAAUUAAAAGUAUUGUCACAGUAGAAGUUACUACAAUGCCGGCAUGCAAAUUCCAAGUAAUGAUACAAAAGAUGUAGAAGUUAUUUUCACAGGUGCUGUUAUUGUUGGAAAAAAACAUUAUUUAAAACUGGAAGUGUUAUUUCAUUCUGUAAAAGCAUUGUGAUAUGUUUUGUUUACAUGUCUUUUUAGCUAUGUAUAUAAAGUUUUGGCAUUAAAAAUGACUUUCAUAAUACAAUUAUCACAGUGAUGCUAACUGGCAGAAUAAAAAAUCCACUUCAAAUUAGGCUAAUGGAAUUUGACUCCUGGUAAUGUAUUGUAAGUGUUAUCAUUGAAGUGGAGUUCUUUACUGUUUCAACUGAUUUAAGGAAAUUUUUUUUCUUUUUAAACUCCAAUUAUGACUUGUGUGCUGUAAUUCAGGAUAAAAUGCUGGAAACGAGUGUGUUCUGCUGGUGUUCUAGGUCUCUGUAAUUUAAAUGUAUUUGUUGCUUAUUUUCAUAGUAUUUUCUAUUUUUGUGACUGAGGACACUGAUUUAACAUCUGUGCAUUUGUUACACUUUUAACAGUAAAGACAGCUUGUGUAUUGAAAAAGUUGAAUGGUUUUAUGUUCACCUCAUUGUAAAAUGAGUGCAAAUAAAGAAUGUUGGUAAUAGCAUUACCAUUGUAACUUGUGCAUUGAGACUAUAUUGGCCUUAAUAUGGUUUCCAUGUACAAUUUGUCAAACUAGAAUUUACUACCUAUGCCAGUAUUAUUGCAUUUUUCAUGAUUUGUAUUCAACAGGAACAAGGUGUUUGACUUAACUAUGAAUGUUGGAGAAAUGAUCAAAAUUGACCAGAGUAAAUUAUUCCACGAAAAAUUUAAGAUCCAAAAACUGGGCAUUAGGGGGAAAGAAUGAUUAUGGUUAUCUAUUGUAAUUAUUUGUUGCAUAGACCUGCAUUAGAACAUGUGACCAUGAAUGUUUUGUUUUAGGUGCAAGUCUGUUCUGCCUCUCAACAAAAUCAUAGCUGAUCUGUGACCUAAUUCCAGAUACAUGACUUUGUUCUAUCUCCUUUAAUAACUUUGAUUAACUAAGCUUCUAAUUCAAAUACCUACCCAUUAUCCCUUCCAGUCAGCUAUUUAAUGCAUUUUAAAACUUCAUUGCUGUUAGCUGGAGACUUGUACAUAACUCCCACUAGUUAUGAAUCCCAUUUUGGAUCUCUAUGCUGCUGAGUCUGCUGCCUGAUUGCCUUGUUAUAUCCUCAUUUUGAAAUGAUUCCAACCUUGGGCUUUUUGUUUUUUUUUAAACAUUAACUCUACACUGUUAACCUAAAACUUAUAAGGUUUGUUCUUGCUGUUUACAUAAGGAAGAAUUAUGUAGGUCACACUCUACUUUGUCCUUCUGCUGUACUGUUUUUACUCAUUUAAAUCACCUUACAUCAUAGCUUUCACUUUACCAGUAGUGUCUAAAGCAUUAAUUAUAUUACUUCAUGCUUCUAUUUUGUUUGAUUUGGACCUAAUUACAUCAACUUUUUCCAUUUGCCUCUUCCAUCCCAUUUACUAGUUUAAAUUACUUGUGAAUAGUUUCAACCUACUUAAAGACUGUCCCAACAGUCAUGAAUCUUAUUGUCCCUAUGUUGCUGUCAGUGUCCCAUUGACUCAAUAAUAAAAAUGAGAUGGAGAACAAAGAUGUGUGGAAUGUAGGCCAACUUAUGCACCUACAUCUUAGACGUAUAACCUACUCUGCCAUGUCAUGGACCAUAGUGUAUGUUUUUUUUAAAAGCAUGGAAACAGACAAUAUUGCCUUAAAUUUCUGCAAAUUUACAUAGAAGGCAAAAUAAACUCCCUUCUCCCUCUGCAGGUUUCCAUGUAACAAAUGUCCAUUAGCAGAUAACUAUUUGGUACCUCUUUGGUGUUUAAAGUGCUCAUUGCUAUUUAGGCAAUCACUGUCAACUAACUUGUUUUUUAAAUAAAAUUCAAAACUAAAAUUCUAAAUGUUAAACAAUUUCAUUUAUCUUUUUGUCUACUAAAGAGAAUGCCACACAAAUUCCCCAAUUUAUAUAAUUUAUCACAACUAUGACCAGGCAAAUAUUUCAUGUACAGGAUUAAUUAAAACUUUCUAACUUCAAUGCUAAGUUCAGCUGUAGAUACUGUACCAACCUCUACUGAAUUCCAUAAUAGAUUCUGGUAUGUCUUGCCUUGGUCUAAUAAACUAUUGUUUUUCCAGCAUCCAAGUUUUAUUUGGAUUUUAGUUCUGUUCACUUGAUGCAAGAGACAAUGUUUUUGGAAAAAGGAUUUGCAUUCUGUUACAGAAUUCUAAUGUGUCUGUGUAGUUGUACUUGUCCUAACCACAUGCAACUUGCUCUAUACUUAUACUGGAUGUGUUCAUGAUCUUUGUUUUGGGGGAAAAAAUAAAAACAGGAUAUGUUUAGGUAUGAGAGUCAGGAAGCAUUGCAACAAAUUUGUUUCAAAAUAAAAGUUUGGUUAAAAUACCCUAAAAUGUUUCAAAGUAUUGUAAUUGUAUAGAAAAAAAUCACUGCA